Messenger RNA from Sparassis crispa, 192 nucleotides. RefSeq lists its product as hypothetical. Bases 1 to 192 code for a protein of 63 amino acids. The transcript has 2 exons. The record is from RefSeq and is a predicted model, not a curated record. NCBI's taxonomy places the organism in Eukaryota, Fungi, Basidiomycota, Agaricomycetes, Polyporales, Sparassidaceae.
AUGGCGGCUGCUGCUAAGAAUCAAGCCUCUGCACAGGCGUACCACUCUGCAGCUAACGCACACCGCUACGCUGCGCGCGCAUACGCUGCAUACAACAAUGCACCCGCGGCUGCCAAGGACCAGGCUGCGGCCAUAGCGCAACACGCCACCGCACAGGCGCACUUGGCUACUGCAGACGCGUCCUAUUCUUGA